GUGAUUGACGCCUUCAAGAUGGCGGUGUUUGAGAAGAAGAAGGAGAGUAAACUGAAUUUAGAUGACACGCAAUGUUUAACAUGCACUAUCGAAGCAGCUGAAAAUGUACAAGACUUUACGAUUUAUAUUAUUCGAGUGCAGCGAGGUCCUUUUGUAGAUAAUUCAUGGCAAAUAUCUCGUCGAUACAGUGACUUUGAUGCACUAAAUAAUAUGCUGCAAAUAUCGGGAGUUGAAUUACCUCUCCCUCCAAAAAGAGUAUUUGGAAAACUGGGCAGAGAAUUUGUAGCUGAAAGGCAGCAAGGAUUACAACAAUAUAUGAAUACAAUUUUAUCACAUCCAAUGCUAGCUUUAUCAUUACCAGUUAAAAGAUUUUUAGACCCAGAAAAUUAUUCACAGAACUUCUUAGAGAUAGCUCUUCAACAUGUUUCAAUGGUUUUUCGAUCAGAAUUGAGAUGGGAAAUAGUUGAACCUUUUCCAGAUAUAGGAUGGCGAUUAAGGAAAGAAUAUUUUCUUAUUAAACCUAAAGCUGAUGCAAAACAAAGGUUACUGUUAUCUUGGCAACCCUUUGGAAUAGAUAAAAAUCUUGAAGAUAGAGACUUACAAAGUAUUAUGAAGCUUUUAAAUACAAUUCAGCAUCCUCAUAUAUGCCCUGUGAUAUUUGCUUGCAUAAGUGAAAAUGGUGGUCUAGUCAUUCGCAAUUAUCAACAGAAUGGUAGUUUGCGUGACAUGUUAUGUAAAACAAAACCAAAAGGUGUAUUUUUGAAGAAGUAUGCUAAGCCAAAAACUUGUUCACCUCUUCCUCCUAAAUUAAUUCAAGUUUAUGGUCGACAAGUUUUGUUAGCACUGAAAUUUCUUCAUGAAAAAGGCAUUCCUCAUGGCCAUCUACAUGCUGGAAAUGUAUUUAUUGAAGGUAAUACCUGUCAAAUCUCAGAAAUAGAAAAUCAGCUUUUAGGACAACCUGCUUAUCUGCGUCCUUUAUUUGUGCAACUUCGUAAAGUACAAACAUUAGAAGUUAUUGAUGUAUACUCCUUUGGUCAUCUAUUGUAUGAAAUGACAUUUGGAAUUCCAUGUUUUACACCAACUUGUGAUAACUUUCCAUCAUCUUGUCCAGCAGAACUUAGAUCUGUAUUAGAAGCAAUACUUACAAAAGAAGCAUGUAAAAAUGGACUUCCUUCUGUUAUGAAUCUUUUAUCUCAUCCAUUCUUUUCAAUUGCAACAAAUGUUGAGAAGGGACAUUUAAAAAUAUCAUCACAAUUAAAAGAUAGUAUAAAGCUAUCUAUUGAACAAAUGCAUCAACAAUUAAAAGAAGAGCAACGUGUGAUUAGGCAUAGUCAACGACUUUCGAAAGUACAUGCACAGUUGAAUUCAGAAGAAAAUAAGAAAAAACGACAAGAUGAGAGGCGAAAGCAGCAAAAAUUACAAUUAGGUGUGUCUGCAACACAAAAUGGCCCAUCACCAAGUCCUACUACUCCUGAGUCAUUUCCGAAAAGUGCUUCGUCGCCGGCCUUAUCUUCUAUGGUAGUUGGAAAUGCAGUAUCACAACCGCCGCCGCCGCCACCACCACCACCACUCAUUCCAUCGUCAUCGCUGUUCUCACUUUCUACGGCUCCUUCACCACCCCCGCCACCCCCACUACCCCCACCAAUUCCUCCGCCUGUACCGAACGGUGGCAUAUCUCCACCCGCAUCAUCCUCGAGUCUUCCUAAACAGACAUCCGACAGGAAUGCGCUAUUGAAUUCCAUCCAGUCGUUCAAUAAAGGGAAACUUAAAAAAUCCACAGUUAAUGAUCGGAGCACACCGAAAGUAUAAAAUGUCACAUUCCAAACAUUAAAAAAAUGUAUAGAUCCUUAUAAAAAUUGAAAAUCACCGAAGUUAAUAAUCUUAGGUAUGCAAAUAAAUUUCAAAAACGUGAACAAUAUACUAUGCAUUUACAAAGGAUAAGGUUCACAAAUUUUCUAGUUAAUUUACCAAAGCAAGAAAUGCAAUUUAAAUUAUUUUAUAUAAAUGUUAUAAUAUAUAUAUAUAUACACAUAUGUAUCAAAGGAAAAAGGUAAAUGUUAUGUUUAAAAAAUUAUUAUAUUCUUAUAUUUAAUUUUAUUUACAUCACUUAUUUCUACAUUUAUUUUGAAUUUAAGAGUGUCCAUUUCGCACGCGUUAAAUUUUUCUGAUUUAAAAAAGCAUCAACGUCGUUUCUAGAUAAUAAUUCGAUUCCCGAACUCCUAGCAUCGCCAUCAAACUUAUUUAAAUGUAAAAUUUAAUUAUUGCUCCACUGCUGCUCCGAACACAUUUAUCAACGAGAAAUAUAUAAAUUAUAAUGUACACACGAAUACUAUAUAAAAAGAUACGGCAAACCAAGUUUUGUAAUGUAAAAAUACAAAAACAAUUUUGGGAAUUAGAUAUUUAUCCAGUUGCCAACCAUUGUUAAAUAAUAUGAAUGUGCCAUGGAUAACGCUAUUAUUAUAAUGCAUUUUUAUUGCAUAAAAUAUUUUCGUUUAAAUUAUGAGGCAAA
Centruroides sculpturatus (bark scorpion) is the source of this 2509-nucleotide messenger RNA. Its product is annotated as PX domain-containing protein kinase-like protein. Gene Ontology annotation, biological process: protein targeting to lysosome; early endosome to late endosome transport; endosome to lysosome transport. NCBI's taxonomy places the organism in Eukaryota, Metazoa, Arthropoda, Arachnida, Scorpiones, Buthidae. Gene Ontology annotation, cellular component: early endosome; extrinsic component of endosome membrane; late endosome. Gene Ontology annotation, molecular function: protein kinase activity; actin binding; phosphatidylinositol binding. Bases 19 to 1809 code for a protein of 596 amino acids. The transcript is spliced from 15 exons. The record is from RefSeq and is a predicted model, not a curated record.